AUGCCUCCAAAGAGAUCCAGAGCUAAGAACUCACUGAAUGGCACUAAGCCAUUCAAGGCCCAGAAAACCAACCAACCCAAAGAAGCCCCAGAAUCGUCAACCUCAUCCACCAGCCACGAAGAACAGCAGAGGAUUACAUCAUCCACCAUCAAUGAAAUCUUCAAUUUCCCUAAACAGUUUGUUGGUAAUAAUGAGAAAGAAUGCAUUGCUUCAAUACUAGUGGGGACUACCGAACUACAAUUGUUGAAACUACGGGUCAAGCAACAACAUAAUGACGAAUUACAAGACUUCUGCAACUAUUUAAACGUAUCAAAAAUACUAUUCUCCUCAAUCAACUCAGAUAGCAUCUAUUAUCAAGUGGAAAUCAUUGGGAGUGCCGGAAAAGUUGCGGCAGCUAUUGUGGAAUUAACUUAUUAUCUUUACAAUCAAACCCAGCAGAAGAUCUUCGAUAAUGUUGGCACGAUCAAUACCAAGAACUACACCGUGACCCUUCUCGUGAACCAGUAUGUUUUCAAUAAAAUUGAUAAACUUCAUUCAAUUCUCAGUACCUGUGAAACUUUUGGAGUAACGCUGAUAUCACUGUCCACUGCAUCAACAUUUGAAUUCAGUAAUUUAUCAACAAUUAUCAUUAAAAGCUCGUUACCAAGCUUAUUUAACAGCUUGGCCCACAUUAUCUCAUUUUACGACUCUAAUAUUGCUGUCGAAGUACCUGCGAUUGACCUGCCUCACAAACACUAUUUGAAGUAUCGUAAUAAUCCUACCUAUCAAAUGAAUCCUAAUGAUGGGUUUCUUGACAUGUCUAAGCGGACUAAGCUCAUCAAUAAUCAAACAGAUUUGGGAGACUAUAUAGCUGAGUAUUCCGAUGCUUUCCAAAAUAACAUUUUAGGAGACUCCCUAAUCAAAGAAUCGUUUUUGAGGAUUCCUUAUCUUGGAAUGUUCCAUGAUCCUGAUUUAACCUUGAAGGACGAUGACGGUGGUGAAAAAAAUGAUGAUGAGUUACUAACUAUUGGUGACAAAGCUUUCACCGAAUCUUGGGACAAAAUGAAAACUUAUAUAGAGCAUCUUAAUCAGAUAUCUCAAUGA
Saccharomycopsis crataegensis is the source of this 1083-nucleotide messenger RNA. RefSeq lists its product as uncharacterized. The record is from RefSeq and is a predicted model, not a curated record. The transcript has a single exon. Bases 1 to 1083 code for a protein of 360 amino acids. NCBI's taxonomy places the organism in Eukaryota, Fungi, Ascomycota, Saccharomycetes, Ascoideales, Saccharomycopsidaceae.